Molecule: messenger RNA, 1388 nt
Organism: Thamnophis elegans (Western terrestrial garter snake)
Lineage: Eukaryota; Metazoa; Chordata; Lepidosauria; Squamata; Natricidae
Gene: CDNF
Product: cerebral dopamine neurotrophic factor
Exons: 4
Coding region: 48-605 (185 amino acids)
Biological process (GO): neuron projection development; dopaminergic neuron differentiation
Cellular component (GO): endoplasmic reticulum
Source: RefSeq, a predicted model, not a curated record
GGCAGAUUUUGGCUGGUUAUUGCAAGGGGGAAUCGCCUUUUGCAAGCAUGGCCCGUGCAGGGCCGUUGCAGGUCUGCAUUUUAGCAGCCCUGCUGGUGGCGGCGCUCUGUUUAAGCCCCGGGGCUAGGCCUUCCGCCUCCGAAGCGCGGUGCGAAGUGUGUCAAGAUUUCUUGGAAAGGUUUUACAGUUCUUUGAAAGAAAAACACUCUGAUUUCUCCAUGGCUUCUAUAGAGGAGGAAUUAAUUAAGGCUUGCGUGGAGGCCAAAGGCAAAGAACAACGCUUGUGCUAUUACCUGGGAGCCACCGAAGACGCAGCGACCAAGAUCCUCACUGAAGUCAGCCGUCCGAUGAGUGGACACGUCCCUGUGACCAAAAUCUGCGAGAAACUGAAGAAAGUCGAUGUUCAGAUUUGCGAACUCAAACACGAAAGGCAACUGGAUUUAACUUCGGUCGACCUAUCCAAGAUGAGAGUGGCGGAGCUGAAGAAGAUCCUGGAUAGCUGGGGAGAAGUUUGCAGGGCGUGUGCUGAAAAGACCGAUUUUGUGAACCUGAUUAAAGAGGUUGCUCCCAACCACGCAGCUCCUCCGGCUAAAACUGACCUCUGAGGGAUGACGCUUCCCCUCAACGCUUCCCACACGGCCCUUAAGCCCUUAAACUUCCGAAGAAACUGCUACCAGAACUGCAUGGAUCUCGAGGGCUUCUGCAAGGAAAAGCACAGAAAGAAAAUAGUAGAAUCCUUUGCAGUUGGAUGAACUGACUCGAAGAACGGAGGAAGACUGCGGGAGGAGGGCAGGGGAGGUCAAAGUAAGAAAUGCUUUCUCCAGGUUUCAAUCCUGCCUCCACCUUGGGCAGGGGAUCUCUUUGGAUCUCAGAUGGGUGGGGGCCCCUACUUAUUUUUUUUCUCCACCCAUCCCUGCCUGGAAAUGCUGAUCUUGAGGUGUGUGUGUGUGUGUGUGUGUCAGAGGGCACAUUGCAAUGCAAAUCCCCUUCUAUGCAGGUGUUGACAUCACCUGCAUGAAGGGUGGAGCUUCCAUGGUGCCCCUCCAUCUGGCCAGGAUUGUCUCUUCCCAUCAGGUACCCCUGCCAGGACAAGAAACGCCACCUGCUUUGCCUUCCAUGGGAAUGUCCUUUGUGUACCGAGGGGGGCGGGGGGGGGGGAGCAGUCAUCACCACCACGUAAGAGUCCCUUGGACUGGAAGGGGAAACUCGACAGAAUCUUUUAUUAGUUUCUCCCUGCUUCAAAGAGAGAGGGGGAAGAGAGAGAGAAAGAUGAUAGAGGUGACAGACAGACAGACAGACAUAUAGAUGGAUGGAUGAUAGGUAGAUGAUCGGCAGAUAGAGGGAGAAAUAGAGGAUAGGUAUAUGAUAGAUACAGGAUACAGUAUAGA